Messenger RNA from Ceutorhynchus assimilis (cabbage seed weevil), 1530 nucleotides. Lineage: Eukaryota; Metazoa; Arthropoda; Insecta; Coleoptera; Curculionidae. The record is from the annotation of a GenBank genome assembly.
AUGGGUCCAUUGAUUGGUGCCAUUGAUGAAGGUACUUCUAGUGCCAGAUUUAUUCUGUUCAAGGGAGGAACAACAGAUGUUGUAGCAUCUCAUCAAGUUUCCCUUUCCCAAAUUUGCCCUCAAGAAGGAUGGGUUGAACAGGAUCCAGAAGAAAUUCUGAGAGCGGUCAACGUAUGCAUCGAAGCGACAAUCGACAAACUAAUCGCUCUAGGUGGAACUGUCAAUGACAUUGCUGCAGUAGGUGUAACAAAUCAGCGAGAGUCCACAGUGGUUUGGGAAAAAUCGACUGGAAAACCCCUCUACAAUUCCAUAGUGUGGCUUGACGUGCGCACGUCAUCUACAGUAGACCAACUCCUAGAAAAAAUUCCAAACAAAAGCAAAAACAAAAAUUACCUAAAACCUUUAUGCGGCCUACCGAUUUCGCCUUAUUUCAGUGCUGUGAAACUUCGAUGGUUGCUGGAUAACGUCCCGAAAGUAAAAAAAGCGGUAGCUGCAAACGAUUGCCUAUUUGGAACCAUCGAUUCUUGGCUAAUAUGGAACCUGACGGGAGGCGUAAACGGUGGACUGCACAUAACAGACGUUACCAAUGCUUCUAGGACGAUGCUCAUGAACAUCGACAGCCUUAAAUGGGAUCCCGUAUUGCUCAACUUUUUUGGAGUACCUGCCAGUGUUUUACCUAAAAUCAAAUCCAGUUCGGAAGUUUAUGGGAAUAUCGAAAAAGGUUCGUUAAGCGGAGUACCACUGGCUGGAUGCGUGGGAGAUCAGCAAAGUGCCUUAUUGGGACAGCAAUGCUUGCAAAGAGGUCAAGCCAAAGCUACUUAUGGAACCGGAUGCUUUUUGUUGUAUAAUACAGGAAAUGUUAAAGUUAGCAGUUCGCAUGGCUUAAUUACGACUGUAGCUUACCAAUUAGGCCCCAAAGCACAACCUGUGUAUGCUUUAGAAGGAUCAGUUGCAAUAGCCGGAGCAGCACUGAAUUGGUUAAAAGACAACAUGAACUUACUAGACUCAUUUAAAGACGCUCAAAAAAUAGCCGAAGAAGCUGAACUGGCGGAAGCUGGAGAAGUUUACUUUGUGCCAGCUUUUAGUGGACUUUAUGCGCCAUAUUGGCAGCAAGAAGCCAGAGGGGUUAUUAUAGGAAUUUCGGAAGAUACUGAGGGCUGUCAUAUAGUUAGAGCCACUUUAGAUGCUGUUUGUUAUCAAACUAGAGACAUUUUGGAAGCUAUGAAUAAGGAUUAUGGUUCGCGUUUGAUUAACUUACAGGUCGAUGGUGGUAUGACAGCCAACUCCCUCCUCAUGCAACUUCAAUCCGAUUUGGCCGGAGUCAAAGUACAAAAACCAACGAUGGCCGAGAGUACAGCGCUGGGCGCAGCAAUGGUAGCAGGCGCAGCGGUAGGACUGUGGGAUUUGAGUCGGGCCAUGGACAUACCGUGCGAAACGUGGGCACCUAAAUUAAGCGAGAACGAGCGAGACAUAAGAUAUGCCAAAUGGAAAUUGGCAGUUGAGAGAGCUAUGGGGUGGGAUGUUUUGUAG